UACAUUACAAGCCAAGUGAGAUAUAAAGAGAUAACUAGUUGGUUUCCCUUAGUCAUACAUUAAGGGCGAGAAAAGUGCAAAAAAAUGAACGGUAGUGCAAGUGUUUGAGUGAUUUUAAUGCAACAAUCAGAUGGAUAAUAACACAAUUUUCAUUGAAACGGAAAAGGCACAAGGAUCAAACGGUUCUUCCCGACGUCCGAGCAACGAAAGCACGUGCAGUUUAAACGUACCAUUUGAACGUCAACCCACACCUCAAGUCUUCAACGCCUUGGGUACCACCUUAGUUAAAACCAAAUCUAAAUCCCUAAUCAACAUAUCCAAGUACCACAACAAAACUCUGGAUCAGGAGAAUUGCUUGAACGGAAUUGAGGAAAGUCCAGACAAUCACUUGAGACGUGGUUCCCUACAGAGUGACAAGAAAAGUAACCUGUCAACAGUCAGAGACGCCUUUGGGCCCCAACUGGCCACCGACUCCUUCGUCACUCUUCCUGGCACCCCCAUCCCAUCCCUGGUCCAAGAUGAAGAAGAAGAAGAAGAAGACUGGCCCGAAAUCCCCCCACCAACACCCGCAGAAAAGGAAGAUGUUCUAGACCCCGAAAGUUUAUAUUUCCGAGAUGGGCGCCGAAAAAUCGACAUGGUACUAGUUUACGAAGAAGAAGAACUGGGUGUUAUGACCGAAGCUGAGGCACGAAGACGUGACCAUAGAAGAGUGUUCCAGGAAAACUUGGUCAAAGAAGGACUAGAACUAGAACUGGAACACAAGGAUAUAUCAUUCGAUGGUAAAACGUGGUUCUUGAAAAUACAUCUACCAUGGAAGACCAAGACGCGAUACGCGGCCGUCAUGGGCAUGAAACUGCCCAUCAAGCGCUUUAUCACCAUUUCAGUGAAGGCAUGGGACGAUGAGAAAAACCAAAACAAGAAGGAAACUUUCUGGGCUAAGUUGCAAAGAAAGUUCAGCGAGUUCACACAAUACAAUACUGAUUUAAUUCCCGAGGAACCAUCGUUUUACGAAGCCACUAAAGGAGCAGACAGGGAGGAACAAUUUGUGGUCAAGGACCGAGUCACCAGCUACUCAAGUGCCCAAAGAAGCCUAAUAGUUAUGCAAAUUUUGCUCAGAGUUAAAUUUGACGAAACGGAUAAAGUUGGAAUAAGACGACUUUUGAACGACAACACUUACCUGGCCUGUUUUCCCUUGCAUGAAGGUCGCUGGGAGCGCAAUCAGAGUGAUGGUAAGAUUCUAGACAGGCGAAAAUUGUACUUAGAAUGGGCAAGGCCGGGCAAAUGGAUGAAAAAACAACCAUUGUGUCUGGUACGGAAGUACUUUGGGGAUAAAAUCGCUUUGUAUUUCUGCUGGUUGGGUUUUUACACGAAAAUGUUAAUCGCGCCAGCGAUUGUUGGUACUUUGUGCUUCUUGUAUGGCCUUUUUACCAUCGAUAGUCCCGACAAUAUACCGACGAAAGAGAUUUGUGACCCGUUAGGUCCCGGUAACAUUACUUUGUGUCCCUUGUGUGAUAAAGCAUGCAAGUACCAGAAAUUAAUAGAUAGUUGCAAGUUUGCACGUUUGACUUAUCUUUUUGAUAAUCCAGCGACUGUCUUUUUUGCUAUUUUUAUGAGUCUUUGGGCUACGGUUUUUCUGGAACUUUGGCGAAGGAAACAGAGUGUUAUUCAAUGGGAGUGGGACCUGAAUGGUACCGAUCAAGACGAAGAACCACGACCAGAAUUCGAAACAAGCGUCAAGACCUUCCGUACGAACCCAGUAACGCGCGAGAAGGAACCUUACCUACCUGCUAGUUUCAAAGUUGUGCGUUUUUUCGUUACUGGUUCCGCCGUUUUCUUCAUGUUAGCGGUGGUACUAUGUGCAGUCUUGGGUACCAUAAUCUAUCGACUAUCACUUGUUUCGGUGAUUUAUGGUGGUGGAGGUACUUUUUUGAAACGUCACGCAAAAAUCGUGACGUCAGUCUCAGCCGCCUUGAUCAAUCUGAUCAUAAUUAUGUGCCUAACGCGAUUCUAUCAUAGACUUACCAUUUAUUUGACUAACAUGGAAAAUCCAAGGACGCAGACUGAAUAUGAAGAUUCUUACACGUUCAAGAUAUUUCUUUUCGAGUUUAUGAAUUUUUACUCGUCUUUGAUUUACAUUGCAUUUUUCAAGGGACGUUUCUAUGCGUUUCCGGGUGAUGCAGCAAUUCGUGAAUCGAUUUUUUCAAGGGUUAAAGGUGAUAUUUGUGACCCAGCUGGUUGUUUAAGCGAAUUGUGCAUUCAAUUGGCCAUAAUAAUGGUCGGUAAACAAGUCUUCAAUAAUUUCGUCGAACUUUUCAAUCCCAAAUUUUACAAUUGGUGGAGGUAUAGAACUCAUAGAUCUAAUACCAAAGACUUGACUAGGAAACAUACAAGAUGGGAGGAAGAUUAUCAUAUGCAGGAUCCAGGCCGCUUGGCCCUCUUUGAUGAAUAUCUCGAAAUGAUUUUACAGUAUGGUUUUGUGACGUUAUUUGUAGCUGCGUUUCCUUUAGCUCCACUCUGUGCCUUAUUGAAUAAUGUAGCCGAGAUUAGAUUAGAUGCGUACAAGAUGGUGACGCAAGCCAGGCGACCUCUAGCGGAGAGAUCGGAAGAUAUAGGGGCGUGGUAUGGCAUCUUAAGAGCCAUCACCUACACUGCCGUCGUUUCAAAUGCCUUUGUCAUCGCAUACACCAGCGACUUUAUCCCACGCAUGGUCUACCAGUACAAGUACUCGCCGACUGAGGAUCUAGUAGGCUACAUUGACUCCUCACUGUCAACAUUUAACACUUCGGACUACCACGCUGACAUGGGUGGUGACAAUAACGAGGAACCACCACCUAGCAUAUGUCAGUACCGUGGGUACCGUAACGGCCCCGAAGACAUCGACAAAUAUGGUCUAAGUCCGCAAUAUUGGCACGUUUUUGCUGCCCGUCUCGCCUUCGUCGUAAUAUUCGAACACAUCGUGUUUGCCUUGACCGGAAUCAUGCAAUACGUCAUUCCGGACGUCCCUUCAGAACUCAAGACACAAAUUCAAAGAGAAACUUUAUUGGCCAAAGAAGCGAAAUACGAACACGGUUUGAAGAAAAGUGAUAACGAUAUGUACGAAGAUUUGAUGAAUACAAUCAAAGAGAACAAUAAUCCACGGGUUGAGGGUGGUAGGAGAGCUUUGAAAGGCUCAUGGGCGAGAAGAUUGAGUCGCUUAUCGGACGGCUUGGACGCACAUGUUGAAGUGACAAGUAGGAAAAAAAAUUCAGUCAGUUCCACUGUUUGGGAAGUUACGUAAUAGCGACUUUUGUUUGCAUUUAAAUCAAUAAAAAAUGUCAUAGUU
Tribolium castaneum (red flour beetle) is the source of this 3322-nucleotide messenger RNA. RefSeq names its product anoctamin-4. Gene Ontology annotation, biological process: chloride transmembrane transport. The transcript has 13 exons. Bases 131 to 3277 code for a protein of 1048 amino acids. Gene Ontology annotation, cellular component: plasma membrane. The record is from RefSeq and is a predicted model, not a curated record. Gene Ontology annotation, molecular function: protein dimerization activity; chloride channel activity. NCBI's taxonomy places the organism in Eukaryota, Metazoa, Arthropoda, Insecta, Coleoptera, Tenebrionidae.